Gallus gallus (chicken) is the source of this 1252-nucleotide messenger RNA. RefSeq lists its product as uncharacterized. NCBI's taxonomy places the organism in Eukaryota, Metazoa, Chordata, Aves, Galliformes, Phasianidae. The transcript has 2 exons. The coding region runs from base 82 to 1212 and encodes 376 amino acids. The record is from RefSeq and is a predicted model, not a curated record.
CCGGGGCCGGCGCGGGGCGUUGCUGUAAGGAAGAAGCCAGUACAGCGAUGGGGGUUUGUACAGGGGCGGCCGGGCGGGGCUAUGUACACGGGGAAUAGAAAAGGGGGAGCUCGUUGCUGGAGCGUCGGGGCGUCUGCAGACUAUAAAACAGGAGCCUGCAGAAGGCUGCGGCCGGCGCUGCGCCGGGUGUGGGGACACCAGGAGGGGAUGGUGGCAGAGCUCGGAGCAGCCCCUGCUGCAGGACGCCUGCACGGAGAUGGCCCCGAGCAGCACGGGCCUCUGGGAAGAGACGGAGAGAAAUCUGCUGGACAACAGGUCUGCAAGGCCUGGAAGGUUCAGGACACGCUGCUGCAGGUCCUGCCCAGCUGUGGGCUGUGCGCAGGAGGGACGCCGGGGGGACGCAGCGUCCCCAGCACGGCGCAGGACGGGGCGUGUGGGCAGCCAAGUGCAGCUCCUCCUGCUGCUUCCCCACCGCCAUCCUGCACCGGCCCAGCACUUCCAGCUGCCCUCGGCUCCCGGCUCUGCUGCAGCACGGCUGGAGGAGGCACGGCGGCAGGAGGGGAGCAAAGGGUGAGAAGUUGGGGGGCCGCGUGGCACGUCACAGCCCCUGCCCACCUUCCCCCGCACCGCCGAGGGAACAGAUGUUGCGUGGCACUGAGAAACAGCAGCAAUCAUGUCAGUUUAUGUGUCAUUUUCUACUUGGGUAAUGCGAGCAGUGAAGGAUUGCUGCUCGGAGAUGAGAUGAAAAUCAUGACAAAGUGCUGCAAGCCCAGCACUUUGGCGAGGGGGAGCGAGCAGCCAGCCCUGCCUCGUGCCCGCCCGGUGGAGUCUGCAGUGAGCACAGCGUGGGCUGCUGGGACAGGGGUGGGCACCCGGCUUGGCACUGCAGCCACGCUCUGUCUCCAGCACCCACCACGAAGGAUUGGAGGGAGCGAUUUCGAGAGCGGCCACAGCAGCUCCACAGCUCUGAGGGAGGGGGUGGCCGAGAUGCCGAGCCACCCCACCGCCCCAGGCAGUGGCACCCACGUGUCCCCAGCGCGACGCCGGGGCUGCCUGCACGCCACUCUCUCCCAACACCAUCGUCUCUGUGGAGUCCCUCCUCCACGCGGGUCUCCUUCCAGCGCUCGUCUCACUCUGUGUAAUCGCUUCCCGGUGCCAGGGAUCGCAUCUCAGCAGCGCUGCUUACACAGGGGCUGGAGCGAAUCCUGCUGAUGCUGUGCAAAGCCAAUUUCUAAGCUCGGCGCGGUGCAAA